UUUGCUUGGAAAAGCACAAUGAAAAUUAUGCGAUCCGAAUGCAAUACUUUCUAUUUCAAUGUUAUGGUUACAUCAACUAAACAGUUGACCAGUUGCAAUGCGAAAAUCUUUCACUUUUGGCCAACUGCCAACUGCAAUAUAAAAGCCAGCUAACGGAUUGCAGGCACUCGCAUUGUUUAACUGCAAUUCGCGGCGCGUGGAGCUACCAAUACACAAAUCUCAGCCAUAAAAUGUUGUUAAUUCUGUUCGUCUGCGGCAUGUCUCUUAGCUAUGCGUCGGAGCACACUGGCGAGGGGCACUUUGACGGUGGAGGAGGUGGAGGUGGUACCGGCAUCGGAGGUUAUCAUCAUCAGCACCAAGACACGCCCACCACUUACUCGGAGAUAUCGAAGCAUGUGCCUGUCCAUGUCAUUGAGAAGGUGCCAUUGCCCAUACCGCAUCCCGUGGCCGUACAAGUACCCAAUGUUAUACGGCUGGAAAUACCAGAGCCCUAUGCGGUUCAUGUUCCGGUGCAACAGGAAAUUCAAAUUCCCUAUUACAAAAUAGUUCCCGAAAUAACGGAACGCAAGAUACCUUAUACGGUGGAAAAACCCUACCCAGUUGAAGUUGAAAAACCGUAUCCCGUCGAAGUGAUCAAGCACAUUAAAAUACCUGUGCCCAAGCCAUAUCCUGUGCCCUAUACCAUUUAUAAGCACGUCCUGCACAAGGAGCACGGCUGGUGAGCCUUCAGAGGUCGCUAACAAAGUUCUAGAUUGUGU
Messenger RNA from Drosophila montana, 758 nucleotides. Its product is annotated as titin. The coding region runs from base 231 to 722 and encodes 163 amino acids. The transcript has 3 exons. The record is from RefSeq and is a predicted model, not a curated record. NCBI's taxonomy places the organism in Eukaryota, Metazoa, Arthropoda, Insecta, Diptera, Drosophilidae.